Acanthochromis polyacanthus (spiny chromis) is the source of this 4280-nucleotide messenger RNA. Its product is annotated as phospholipase B1, membrane-associated-like. The record is from RefSeq and is a predicted model, not a curated record. Gene Ontology annotation, biological process: phospholipid metabolic process. NCBI's taxonomy places the organism in Eukaryota, Metazoa, Chordata, Actinopteri, Pomacentridae. Gene Ontology annotation, molecular function: A2-type glycerophospholipase activity; retinyl-palmitate esterase activity; phosphatidylcholine lysophospholipase A1 activity. Gene Ontology annotation, cellular component: brush border membrane.
AAGCUAGUAUCAACAUCCGGCUGUGACGCGCUGCGGCGGCCCCUGGGUGCCUCCACCAGGGGUCAGCAGAGCGGAACAGCACGUCCAACACAGCUGCAAACACAGGUACAGUGUGCUUCUCCAGUCAGUGAACGCUUCCCGUCAUUCUUUCUCUGAGGCUGAAGGGAGGAAAAAGGGGAGGGAACUGCACAAACCCCUCAGUGUGGAAAGCACUCAGUGUCUCGCCUCAUCAUGGCUUCAUCUGCUGUCCUGAUCCUGGCAGCCCUCCUUGGAUCCUGCAGUACAUUUACAGAUGCUGUUGGAGUAGCUGUGCGACAAAAUGAAUUUUCAUCAGAGGAGUCAGAAACCUACAUGUCCAUAUUCUGCUCACCACUGCCUGACCGUGUGUCCCCAACAUCUUCAGUCCAUGCUCUCAGACCUGAUGAUGUUGCCGCUGUCUACACUUUGGGCAUGCCACUUUCAAAGAGGAAUGAAGCACCCAGAAUUGUCAGCAGACUAGCUGAGUUGCUUUCCAUGUUUAGUCCUGAGGUGAUCACUCAACAUGUGGAUCAGACCUCAGUGCAGCCCAGGAGUUUAUUGGAGGAAGCUGAGGAACUCUCUCUCUCUCUUUCACAUGAGGUGACAGACUGGAAGCUCGUGCUGCUGUUCGCCCCGACAGAUUCAAUGUGUGCCUGUUCGCCAAAUGUUGCUGCAGACGUGCAAGCCGUCGUACAGGAAGUGGAAGCAGCUCUGGAAAUACUGCAGAAAAGGUUGCAUCGCACUUUAGUUCAUGUGGUGACGUGGAGCGAGUAUCAUCAAGACAAGUGUGAGUGUAUGAAGAACAAAAACAUUAACCGUGGUCUAUAUAAAGCAACUCUUCUGAAAACACUGCAGGACUCUCUAAGUCAUGUCUUGGACAAUCCAAAGUGGCACAGCGAAGGUGUAGACUUCACUGUUGUCCUGCAGCCUGAGCCAGUUAUCCUUGAACCUAAGUCAGACUCUGAAAACCCGCUGUCUGACCUUGACCAAUUAGCUAAUCAGAUAUGGACAAACCUGCUUCAGCCGUCACAAGGCCAGGCCGAGGUCAUGGAGGCCAGUGUCUUCCUUUUUCCUUGCCCUACUCAGGAGCGACCUUUCCUGCGGACACAGAUAAAUUCCCCCACUGAGAAAGAGGUCCCCGUGGCAACUGAUCCUAUUAUGGGUACUGAGAUGCCUUGCACAGAUCGCAGUCCAUCUCCUACUACACCCACUUCAGUCCAUGAACUCAGACCUGGAGACAUCAAGGUUGUGGCAGCAGUGGGGGAUUCUCUGACAGCAGCCAAUGGUGUGGGUGCAAAAGUCGACAACCUUCUGCUGGUGAUAAAUCAGUACCGAGGGCUGUCAUGGAGCAUUGGUGGUGAUGAAAACAUAACCACUGUGACCACAUUGCCAAACAUCCUGAAGGAGUUUAAUCCCUCCGUGACUGGAUUCUCAACGGAAAUCUGUAGCCAAGACCAGCCUGCAUCUUUUCUCAAUCAGGCUGUGCCAGGAGCAAAGAGUGGUAACAUGGUCGAACAGGUGCGCGUCCUGGUGGACAAAAUGAAAACUGAUUCGCGCAUUGAUUUCCAGAACGACUGGAAAGUGAUCACCAUGUUCAUUGGUGGCAAUGACAUAUGUGACUACUGCACAGACAGCGUGCGUUUGUCAGCCAGGAAUGUGGCCGUUCGUAUCCAAGAAGCUCUUGACAUACUCCAUAAGGAGGUGCCUCGUGCUAUGGUGAAUCUGGUCGAGAUGUUGAACAUUUUACCACUGCGUGACGUGCACAGUGAUAAAACUCUCGGCUGUCCCACCUGGUUUGUAAAUUUAGUCUGCCCCUGCGUUCUGAAGCCUAAAGAUGGAUCGGUUGAACUCCAGCAGGCCGAACGCGUCAGCAGAGCAUAUCAGCUUGCCAUGAGACAGCUAGUUGAUUCUGGGAGAUAUGAGACACAUGACAACUUCACUGUAGUGUUGCAGCCCUUCUUCAGAGAAGUUUUCCUCCCCUAUACAGAGGACGGACGGCCUGAUCGUACGUAUUUCUCACCUGACUGUUUCCAUCUCAGCCAGAAAGCUCACACUCUCAUGGCUCGUGCUCUUUGGAAUAACAUGCUGGAGCCAGUGGGCAACAAGACUUUUGAACAAGACUUCACAGAAGGCAUUGAGCUGAAAUGCCCUUCUGAGGCCAACCCAUACUUCAGGACUUCUGUCAAUAGCGACUACACUUUUCCUGGUCCUCCACCCACUCCUCCUUCAGUUACAAACUGGGGCAGCGACUUCUUGUGCGCUAACACAGCUCCAUCCAACUCUGUGCCCACUUCAGCUCAUAGGGUUCGACCAGCUGAUAUCAAGGUAGUGGGCGCUGUAGGAGACUCUUUGACAGCCGCCUUUGGUGCGAGGGCUGAAACUCUGCUGCAGCUAAGAACUGAGUACAGAGGAGUGUCAUGGAGCAUCGGAGGGGAUGACAGUCUUGAAACAGUCACAACGUUACCCAAUAUCCUUAAGAAGUUCAACCCUACAAUCAAAGGAAUGUCAAAGGGAACAGGGAAAAAUGAGACUGGCUUUAACAUGGCUAUAUCGGGUGCUAAAAUAGCAGGAAUCCCAGGGCAGAUUCGAACCUUGAUUGAUACCAUGAAAAAUGAAUCUACGGUGGAUUUUCAGAAUGACUGGAAGCUUGUGACCAUCUUCAUCGGAGGCAAUGACCUGUGUCAGUACUGCAACGACCGGGCCACCUUUUCACCUCAGAACUUCAGCAAUCACAUGAUGGCAAGCUUGGAUCUCCUGUACCAAGAGGUUCCCAGAGUGAUUGUCAAUGUGUUGGAGAUCCUGGAAAUUGAAGGCCUUCGCAGGAUUAAAAGAGACAGUCUCGGGUGCAAUGUGUUGCAACCGUUCAUCUGUUCAUGCUUCCUUUUACCGGGAGAGGAUUCACCAGAACUGGCUGAAAUAAAAUGGUUUAAUCGGGAGAUACAGGUCAGGACUGAAAGACUGGUGUACUCAGGCCGCUAUGAUGGCAGAGAGGAUUUUGCUGCGGUUGUCCAGCUUUUUAGAAACACCAUCGUUCCUGUGACCGCUGAUGGCUAUCCUGAUGACAGCUACUUCUCUGAGGACUGUUUCCACUUCAGUGAACGGGGACAAGCUGAGAUGGCCAUAAAUCUGUGGAAUAACAUGCUGGAACCAGUGGGUGAAAAGCAGUCAUACAACGUUUUCACAAAUGCCAGAGAUCGCAUCAAGUGCCCAACUGAGGAGCAUCCUUACAUCUUCACAAGGGUGAACAGCUUGCCAGAAUCGACCACCGCAAGGCCCUCGACGGCCACCUCCACUGCAAGGCCCUCGACGACCACCUCCACUACAAGGCCCUCGACGACCACCUCCACGACAAGGCCCUCGACGACCACCUCCACUACAAGGCCCUCGACGACCACCUCCGCCAAACCUCUCCCCCCAGAUUGCUCGAACACAGUGCCAGUGUGGCUCGCUGCUGUGCUGGCUGUUGUCGGCCUUCUAAUAGGCUGCGCUGCCACCUGGCUCCUCCUCUUCUACAUAGCCAAGAGAAAGAGUAAGAAGACGAAGUUGGCUACAGUAGAGAUGAAGGGCACAGGGUUUUAAAGUGCUUUUUAUUGUGUUUUUGUGUGUUACGAUUGAAGGAAAAAAUGAAGAAAGACAAAACAGCAUUGACAACAUUUAAAAUCAAUGUUGCUGGUGAGGCAGUUUUUCAUAAAACAUCAUGAUGAAUAUAUGAUGGCUUGGUCUUCUAUCAUGACUACUACAAAUAUUUUUUUAAUCCUUUAACUUACAAAAAUAUUACUGGGUGCAAAGGUAGAAAAUAUACACCAGCCUGUACGUAAAGAAAGCAAUAAUUAAGAAAUUUGAAUGAGACUCUGCUGUUAGUCCUGCAUUAAAAAUGAAAAUGUUUAUAGUGAGGUGUGUAUUUAAAUGUUGUAGCUGGUCUAACAACUAAUUUAAUGAACCAAUAAAAUCACUAACCACUACAAAUGAGUGGAUUUCUUCUGAAAAAAAAUAUAGAAUGCAUUCACUGACUGCACAUUAAGUUAUUACUGCUUUGUAUAUUUACUUUGAUUCAAAUGAAGAUAUGUUUAAAUGCACUGGGAUGCUUUUAGCCAACAUUGUGAGAUAAAUGUGAUGUAAAUGCAGCAUACUUGCCUCAUAACUAAAUUAAGUUACUCUUUCUGUAUCUAAAAAAUGUACAUUUGUGGUAUUGGGAAAGACAAUGUAAUUAUGCAGCUUUUCUUUUUUUUUUUUCUGUUGAAAUAAAGUACAAUUGCCUUUGA